AUGCAGCCCGGCUCCGAAUUAGCUCGCUUCGGGCUGCUGUGCUGCUGCCUCUUGGUACCGGUGCAGAGUUGUGGCCCCGGCCGGGGUUACGGCAGGAGGAGACCGUCCCGUAAGCUCACCCCUUUGCUCUACAAGCAGUUCAUCCCCAAUGUGGCUGAGAAGACCCUGGGGGCGAGCGGCAGGUCGGAGGGCAAGAUCAGCCGCACCUCCGAGAAAUUCAAGGAGCUGACUCCCAACUACAACCCUGACAUCAUCUUCAAAGACGAGGAGGACACAGGAGCUGACCGCCUCAUGACCCAGCGCUGUAAGGAUAAAGUGAAUUCACUUGCAAUCUCUGUGAUGAACCAGUGGCCAGGAGUGAAGCUCCGAGUAACAGAGGGCUGGGAUGAAGAUGGACAUCAUUCAAAGGAGUCCUUGCAUUAUGAGGGCCGAGCAGUAGACAUCACUACCUCUGAUAGGGAUCGCACCAAGUAUGGCAUGCUGGCCCGUUUGGCUGUUGAAGCUGGAUUUGACUGGGUUUAUUAUGAGUCAAAAGCUCACAUUCAUUGUUCAGUGAAAUCAGGUAAGAGCACUCUGGAACUGCAACCUGCUCCAAAAGAGGCUGAAGAUCAAGAAAACACUGAAAAUUUAGGCACAUCAUCUAUUGAUUUCACAGUUGCACCCAUCAACUCAGAUACUGAUACUGCAUUUAAUUCAGGGUCUGGGAUAGAGGCUCUGCAUGUGGCUAUGUGCAUCAUCAGCAAAUUCAGUGCAGAGAUUCCCUUCCCACGUAGGUCAGGUGAUGAGUUUGAGGAACUUGCACCUAAUGAAACACAAAGCACUCGUAAGCAGAUAGUGGUUGCAAGAACACUAAAGAUGAAUCAGCACCGAGAUGCUGUUAUGCUCAGGCACUGGCAGCUGGUUGGAUGUUGA
Molecule: messenger RNA, 912 nt
Organism: Rhincodon typus (whale shark)
Lineage: Eukaryota; Metazoa; Chordata; Chondrichthyes; Orectolobiformes; Rhincodontidae
Product: sonic hedgehog protein-like
Exons: 4
Coding region: 1-912 (303 amino acids)
Biological process (GO): cell fate specification; smoothened signaling pathway; regulation of gene expression
Molecular function (GO): calcium ion binding; patched binding
Source: RefSeq, a predicted model, not a curated record